ACCCUAAAUCUGAGUUACCAAAAUGCCCUUUUAAAGCUCAAGAAUUUGAGAGUAUAUCCUAUGUUGGUGCCUCUUCAAUUCCCAGUUGUUUUUCCCAGAAGUGGAGAGAGAGAGAGAGAGAGAGACCGACCUAGAGAGAGAAGUCACCAUUUAAGACCCCAUUGUACAUUGGUGUUCGUUAAAACCAUCCUCAGUUUACCCUUUACAAACCCUAGAUCUUAUAAAUCCAAAUUUCCCUUUACAAACCCUACGCCACUGAGUUUUCACUGUGCGUUGUUCACAAGCACAGUCUAAAAAGGGCUUUUCGUCAAACCCCAUUUUGCAGAUCUGAUUCAAUUGGGGUCGCGGCUAAAUUCUUCUGUAGCUCGUUAUCGAAUUGUCAGAAUUUGUGUUCUUGAUUUAUCGGUUGUGAUUUGAGGAUAUACGACUGUAUAUGCGGUUUUAGUGUUUUUUUCUGGCUAGAAGAUUCUCAUGGCUAUGCCAUCGGGAAAUGUGGGCGUACCGGAUAAAGUUUCGUUUCAGAGUGGUGGUGGCGGUGGAGUUGCGGUGAGUGGUGGCGGUGGCGAGAUCCAUCAACACCACCCCCGCCCCUGGUUUCCUGAUGAGCGUGAUGGGUUUAUCUCAUGGUUGCGAAGUGAAUUUGCUGCUGCGAAUGCAAUGAUUGAUGCCCUUUGCCAUCACUUGCGUGCUGUGGGAGAGCCUGGGGAGUAUGAUGUGGUUAUUGGGUGUAUACAGCAGCGGCGGUGUAAUUGGACACCCGUGAUUCAUAUGCAACAGUACUUUUCAGUGGCAGACGUGAGCUAUUCCCUUCAGCAAGUCAUUUCAAGGAGGCAACAGAGGUAUAUCGAUCCCGUAAAAGUGGGGCCGAAGUUCUAUAGGAGACCUGGGCCAGGGUUUAAGCAGCAGCAGCAGCAGCAGGGCCAUAGGAUUGAAGCCACAGUCAAGGAAGAGAUGGUCACUUGUGCAGAGUCAUGUAAUGGUGGGAAUUCUUCAAGUUUUGUAGGCUCUAGGAAGGUGGAGCACGUAAGUAAUACGUGCGAGGACAGUAAGGCAUCGGGCGAUGAUGAAAAUUUGAACGACAAAGAUUCAGGGUCAGCUGCGGACAGAAAAGAUACUCAUGGGAAGGACCAAAGUAAUAGCAAACCGAAGUGUGCAGAACAUUUAGAAGAUAAUGCAAGUAAUAAAGAAUCUCACGUUGAACCUACUGACGAUGGAUGUUCUUCAAGUAAUAGAAAUAAGGAGUUGCAAUCUGUUCAAAGCCAGAACGGAAAGCAGUAUGCUGCGACAACCCCGAGAACCUUUGUUGCCAAUGAGAUGCUUGAUGGGAAGAUGGUUAAUGUGAUGGAUGGAUUGAAAUUGUUCGAAGAUUUUUUGGACGAUGCUGAGGUUUCAAAGCUUCUUUCGUUGGUGAACGAUUUGAGAGCUUCUGGAAAGAGGGGGCAAUUUCAAGGUCAGACAUAUGUGGUCUCAAAAAGACCCAUGAAGGGACAUGGGAGAGAGAUGAUCCAACUAGGCUUUCCCAUUGCAGAUCAUCCUCAUGAUGAUGACAACUCUUCAGGGCUCGCAAAAGAUAGAAGAAUAGAAUCCAUCCCGUCGUUGCUUCAAGAUCUCAUCGAUCGCUUGGUUGGAGAGCAAAUGAUGUCAGUGAAACCAGAUUCCUGCAUCAUUGACUUUUAUAACGAGGGUGAUCAUUCUCAGCCUCAUGUCUGGCCACCAUGGUUUGGAAGGCCCGUUGGUGUCCUCCUUCUGACUGACUGUGAAAUGACCUUUGGUAGAGUAAUUGGUACAGACCAUUCUGGCAACUAUAAAGGGGCUAUGAAGCUGUCUCUUGUACCCGGAACCCUUCUUGUUGUGGAAGGAAAAUCUGCAGAUUUUGCUAAGCAUGCAAUUCNAGAUAGUGAUGCAUUCAGAUGA
Molecule: messenger RNA, 1914 nt
Organism: Cucurbita pepo subsp. pepo (vegetable marrow)
Lineage: Eukaryota; Viridiplantae; Streptophyta; Magnoliopsida; Cucurbitales; Cucurbitaceae
Source: RefSeq, a predicted model, not a curated record